Messenger RNA from Caenorhabditis angaria, 3906 nucleotides. The record is from the annotation of a GenBank genome assembly. NCBI's taxonomy places the organism in Eukaryota, Metazoa, Nematoda, Chromadorea, Rhabditida, Rhabditidae.
AUGAAGCCGAUUGUGUACAAUGGUAAUAAGAUUCGCUGGAAGUUUGGAAAUAUCAACGAAUUGACAGAAUUUCCACUUCAAAGUGAUUCAUUCAAAAUCGGUCCAGCUGAGUGGUAAUUUUUGAUUUUUUUUAUUGUUGAGAGAAAAAACCAUUUUCAGGAUGAUCGAAAUUGUUACCGAAAUCGAAGAAGAGAUAAAAUAUCUGGAAAUAGUGCUAACAUGUGUUUCUGCUGAAAAUCAACAUAAAAAUUGGAUGUGUGCAGCUGCGGGAAAAAUGAAGUUACUGGAUCUUUGGGGCGAAAACGAGAAUCGUAUUUACUAUUUUGAGCACUGUUUUCGAGAAGAUGCACCGUCUAGCUUCGAAAGCUGCGAGCUUUUAGAAUGGUCCCAACUUUUAUCAGAGGAUUGUGAAUUUUUGAAGCAAAACGAGAUUAUUGCCGAAAUCGAAUUCAAUUUUCGCCACUAUGAUUAUUCGAAAAAAAUCGAUAAUUUCACCGAUAUCAUUGUCAAUGUUGGAGAAACGGAUUUUCAUUUGAAUAAGGGGGUACGUGGCAAAAAAUAACGGCUUGGGAUUCAAGCUCCACCGAAAUAAACACGCAACGCAGAUCGCGCCGCGCCACAACACACACAAAUAGGGGAACGAUUCAAAUUGCCUCCCUUUUUUGUGUGUGUUGUGGCGCGGCGCGGUCUGCGUUGCGUGUUUAUUUCGGUGGAGCGCGUGGUUUCGGAGCCGCGUUGCAAACCGCACGCGCCCAAAGACAUUGAGACUUCUUUUCAGGCUCUGUCCUUGCAUUCGGAGUAUUUCUACGAUUUAUUUGUGAACAAAAAAUGUUUGGACGAAAAUAUCAGAUUGGAUAACUUGUCUCCUGGAGAGUUUUGUAUACUUCUCGCAACUUUCGAUAAUAAAUUCAAUUUUUAUCUUGGUAUGUUUGAAGUUCUAGAGAAUUCAAAUAACAAUUCUAUGAUUACAGAAGAUGAUCAGAUGAAUCUUAUCAAUGUUGCAAAAUUCUACGGAGUCCCAACGCUUCAUUAUUUUUGUGAAGCGUAUUUGAUGGAAGGAAGUGAGAUGGAUGUUUUGGCGAAAAUCAAAUAUGCUGAGGAAAAUGGUUAUGAUGAUUUGAUGGUAUGUUUGGCGAUUUUUUUUGAUAAAAAGUAAAUUCAAUCAAUAUUUCAGGAUUCAACGAUUUAUGGAUUGUUAAGUGGUGUGCAAAUCAAACAACUACAAUCAGAUGUCAGAUUUUUGGGAUUGAAAGAUGAAACGAAGCUAAGAAUCAUGUUACGUUGCUUGGAUUUUGUCUAAUUUUAAUUUCUGUUGAAAAUUGUUUCUUUUGAAUUUUGUCUUUCUAUGAAUAAACUUUUUUGAAUUUCCGUUCCACGUGUUCAUUCAAUUAUUCAAAAAAACCACAGGAAUCUAGUGAUUUCAAGGAAACAUAAAAAAUUUCCCGAAAAAAAAAAUACGUGCGCGUCAAAUAAAAUGCCGAGUACGCAAAAGUGUUUGCACACAAUUCCGCUCAAAUUCAAAAAUGUUUUUUUUGUGUUUUUGUGUUUUUCAGGGUUUUUUGCUGAAAAAUCCAUGAAUUUUCAGAUUUCAAGGCUGGAAAUGGGAUUUCUGACAACUUGCUGGGAAGAUUAUCGAUUUUUGGGCGAUAUGAGGUGAGUUUCCGUGGAUUUUCAUUGAAAAAUUGAGGGAUAAAGUUGAAAAAUGCUGAAUUUGGCUUGAAAAUGGUGAAAGGGCGAUGUUUUCUGACCAAAAACAUGGGAUUUUUGUCAUGAAACUAUAAAUUAAACUGAAAAAUCAAUAAUUUUACAGAUAUCAUGGAAAUGCGAGGAAACGGACGAAAAUCAACGAUUUCACUUGGAAAUGGGGAUUGAUAUGAGCAAUGCCAGAUUUCAAGUUAGUUUAUUUUCACAUUUCGUGGGGCUGGGGUUUAAAAUUAUGAUAAAAAUUGGAUUUUCGAUGAAAAAUUGAUAAUUUCUGUGAAAAAAACGUGAAAAUUUAGAUAUUAAAACGUGAACUGCCACGUGGCAGUUUAGAUUUCUCAUUUCAAGAUUUUACUUUGAAAUUUAAAGAAAAAUUUGAAAUUUUCAAGCUUUAGAGCUGAUUUUCAGCGUAGGAAUGCUGAAAAUCAACAAAUUUUGAAGAAAAAUGGUUGGGAUGGUGGGGAAACGUGAAAAAAAAUGGGAUUUUUCUGACGAAAAUAGUCCUAAGUGAUAUAUCAAUCGAAAGUGUGACUGAAUAUUACAAAUCAAUCGAAUUAAAGCUCAAAUCUCUGAAAGUGUGCAUGUUUUUUUGUUUUAAUAUUUGUUUUCUUGUUUUUUAUUAUAUUUUUUUCUGUUUUUUUUAUAAAAUUUGACUGAAAAAUAACACUUUUUAAAGGAAAAAAAGCAAAAAUUUGCUGUUUUUCAUGAAAAUCUCAAAUUGGUGAGGUGAAUUUCCGUAAUUUUUUAUUGGCACCGUGCAUAUGCCUCACCCUGGGCGUGGUAUGGUUCUUUUAUAAAUUUCACCAACCAUUUCAUGUACUUUUCCUUUUAGUAGUAUAUAUAGUAAGGUUUUCUUAUAUUUUUUCUAUCCCCAAACCUAUUUCAACCCAGAACUUUCAUAAUUCAUGUAAAUAAUCAAAUCCUGAUAAAUUAUGGUAUUCUUUUUUGCGUAAAAUAAAGUAAUUUGAUUUUGAAUGACUUGUUCGUUAUAGUUUUCCUUGAAAUGGUUCGAUCGAGACCAAUAAAAUAUUUUCAGACAAUUUUUCAAAAUCCAGAAUUACAGAUAGAUUUUCUUGCAGAUAAUGAAUCCGGUUGUUUGUAAUGGUAACAAAUUGAGAUGGAAAUUUGAUAAUAUCAAAGAUUUGACCAAAGAUCCAGUUCGAAGCGAUAAAUUUACAAUUGGCCCUGUUGAUUGGUAAAUGAUGAUAAAACAUUUUCGUUCAUGUAUCAAAUAUCUUUUAUUUUCAGGAUCAUAAAAGUCUGUGUUUACACUCGCGAAAAUCAAGAUUAUUUCACUGUUUAUCUUGAAUAUGCCUCGAACAACAGCUUAAAUCAGAAUUGGAUUUGUGAAGCAAAAAGCACAUACAAGGUGCUCAGACAAGUUGGUGCUGGGAAACACUUAUCUUUUGAUAAUAAUGGUUUCUAUAAUAAAAAUAAUUUCUUUUUAUGGGGAGUAUGUUUGAUGAAGUUUGCGGAUUUUGUAUCGGAUGCCAAUGGAUAUGUCAUAGAUAAUUCAGUGAUUGUUGAGAUCGACUUGAGUUUUCGAUAUUAUGAUUUUUGGAAACAUAUCGAAAAUUUUACCGAUAUGAUUGUUAAUGUUCAAGAUACCGAAUUUCAUUUGAACAAAUGGGCAUUGGGCUCGAGAUCUGAGUAUUUUCAAAAUCUUAUUCUCAACACCAAGCCGAAUGAUAUUAAAAAUGUGAAACUGGAAGAUAUUACUACCAAAGAUUUCUGUUUGAUGUUGGCAUCGUUUUAUCCAUUCUUCGAUACUGAUUUAGGUUAGGUUAAAAAAAGGGGAGGGGAGAAGACGACAAAAUUUCAUUUGCUACUACUCUAGGGGUAUCUUCAACUUUGCGAUAACAUUUUUCAACUUGCAGAGAAACACUACAUCAGUCUCAUUGAAGUUGCUAGAAAAUACGGUGUUCCAUCACUCCACCACAAAAUUGAGCAAUAUUUGUUGAGUGAAACCAAGUUGAAGUUGAUUGAGAAAAUCAAAUAUGCAGAUGAAAAUGGUUAUGAAGAACUUAUGGUUAGUUGGAAAAUUUCAAAAACUAUUUUUAGAAAAAAUUUUGUUUUCAGAAAAAGUGCAUUGGUUCGUUGAAAACUGGAAUCGAGGUCAAGAAUUUGCAAACUAAUGAGAUGUUUUCAAAACUCAAGGAUACUACGAAGCUUGGAAUUAUGGCUCGAUUGUUGGAUUUUUUCUAA